AUGCCUGAAAUAACCAAUCGGGCCUCAGGCAUUGCAAAGGUCCAACUUCUAUCACUCAUUUCGAGAUCCAAUCCAAUCAACGCAAUACUGCUCCCUCAGCUGUACCAAAAACUCGAAAAUCUCCCCUCUCCGAAGAAAUUCAAAGCCGUCAAAAUGCGUCCUACUCUCGGUCUCCGCGCUUUCCGCCCGACCAUGCGGAUGAUGUCCCCCGUUCCUGCCGAGGACCAAGUUGGCCACACCGUCUCCCAGAGACUGCGCAAGCUCCGCCAGAUCCCUCCCGAGUUGAUCCCCCUCGGUGUCGUUGUUGGCUUCGCUCUUACGGCUGCUACCUACUCCAUCGCGCGCCACUUCAUGACCGACGGCACCAUCCGUCUCAAGCGCCAGGGCAAGCUGGCCGCCGACGCCGCCGAGGCCGCUGAGAACCACCACUAA
Molecule: messenger RNA, 432 nt
Organism: Colletotrichum truncatum
Lineage: Eukaryota; Fungi; Ascomycota; Sordariomycetes; Glomerellales; Glomerellaceae
Source: RefSeq, a predicted model, not a curated record